AGCUUCGACGCGACGUUACGUGUUGUUCGCCGGCUAAACCAGCCUUCCUCGAUCGGCUGGUCGCGUUUUUUUCUCGCGAGUGUGUCAGUGCCCGGUGUAUCGUCCGCGUUUCUCGCCCCUCGUCUCUAUGGAAUUCUUCCUCGCGGUUUAACCCCUUAUCAACAUCGAACAGCGCGUAUUAUAACCAACGACAGGCGAACCCACAUCACUCGAACGAGAUGACGUUUGAUUCGUUCGACGCUCUCGUGGAAACGUUCCACCCUCUGCGUCCUAGAACGGAAGGAAGGAUCACCAGCUGGACACCGAGCUCUGGCGAACCACACAACUGAGCGCCGAGCUGUUUACGCGAACGGUGUCCUACCGGUUGAAUUGUUAUUGUUGGGGGAGGUUUGGAAACUCUGACGAUCCGAUCGCAGCUUGGAAUCGGUACAGUGCGAUGCUGCCGAUCGCGUGGUUCCGUGUGCGUGUCAUCUUCUUGUGAUUGUGUGUGUGGAGUACAGUGAACCCGGCGGACGGUUACAUCGUUUCGUACACGAACUUCCUGCGGCUCCUCGAGUGUUAUCGAAUCCCGCCAACUACGAAUGCAGGCUGACAGAACCCGAGUGCAGUAUUCUAAAUCGUACCCUCGAAUAGUGACCGAACCGUUCGCGUGAAUGAUAUCGUGCAUCGCGUCGCAUGAGUGUCCCCGCGAGCCUGUCCCUCCUCGAGCGAAGCCGCGCUUCUAGAAACGACGAUGGGGACGAGAUCGAGGAAUUAGGCUCAAACGAUCCGAAAGGCACGUCUCGACGCGUUUCAAUCGAUUUCGAAGCAUGCCUCAAGACUCGUAGACGCGAUUCCUCGUCUGCUGCUGGUCCUGGUUAUCCAGAAUGGCGAGAGCGAAGUUAAUUAAAGCCAAUGAUCGAAUCUAAUGGGAAAACCGCAAGCCUGCGUCGGUGUGGCGCGCAGUUAGCGCUCGAGCAGGUCUAAAUGAAGAGCGAUCGUCGCGGGGACAGGUGAUCGAUACCGAUUGCGAGGAGCGGCCGCGAGCCGGGCGAGCGUGUGUGCGCGCGCGCGUGUUCGCAGGGUAAUCGUGGCGGUAGCGCGCGCGGGGGAGGGCCGGAUAGCAAGAUGGAACUCUUCCUGAUUCUCGUCUGUCUGAUUGCACCGCCCACCCUCUCGCUCUCGAUUAAGGGCCAGCUCAAUCCACGGAUCGUUCAGACCCGAUACGGCGAGGUGCAAGGGCUGAUACGAACCUUCGACUACGGAAAGAACACAAAGUCAGUGGACGUCUACCUGGGGAUACCGUACGCCACCCCACCGGUCGGUGGUAACAGAUUCUCACCGACCAGGGCGCCCAGCCCGUGGGAAGGAGUCAGAUUAUCGGACUCGGUCGGUCCAGUUUGCCCCCAAAAGCUGCCCGACAUCUCGAAUGAGCAAGAAGCACUGGAGCGUAUGCCGAAAGGCCGGCUGGAGUACUUGAAAAGACUGCUGCCACAUCUGCGGAAUCAGAGCGAGGAUUGCCUCUACUUAAACAUCUACGCGCCCGCCAUGGGGAUGGCAGACAACGGAAGGAGACAUCCGGUGGUGCUGUACAUCCACGGUGAGAGCUACGACUGGGGUAGCGGAAACCCCUACGACGGGGGCGUCCUGGCCAGCUACACCGACCAAGUGAUCGUCACGAUGAACUACCGGCUGGGCGUGCUCGGUUUCCUGAACGCCAACGUGGCGCCCCAGACCAAGGCGAGGGUCGCGAAUUACGGUCUGAUGGAUCAGAUCGCGGCGCUUCACUGGGUCAACGAGCACAUCGCCCUCUUUGGCGGCGAUCCCAACAACGUGACGCUGAUGGGCCAAGGAACGGGCGCCGCGUGCGUUCAUUUUCUCGCCAUCAGCCCGACAGUCAUACGCGGUCUCUUCAAGAGAGCCAUCCUGCUUUCCGGCAGCGCCCUUUCGUCGUGGGCAGUGGUCGAGGAUCCUGUCUCGUACGCGUUGAAGCUCGCCAAGGCUAUCAACUGCUCCAUUCCCGAGGACCUGUUCAAGGACAACGAGCUGAUCGUCGACUGUCUUCGUAAACGUAGCCUGGACGAGCUGAUGCAGGUCGACAUCCAGCCACCCACUUUCCUCAGCGCUUUUGGGCCCAGCGUGGAUGGCGUGGUCAUCAAGCCUGACUUCCAGAAGGACCUGCUGUCCUACUUGGGCCCCGAAUUCCAAGGAUUCGGGCCACUUCCAAAAAAAGCUGAGCACGGAGCCCCGAUCACCAGCAACAACAAAUACGAUUUGUUAUUCGGCGUGACCAACAACGAGGCUCUGUGGAAGUUCGCUGAAAAGGAUGUGCAGAAAGGAUUCGAGGGCGAGAGGCGAGACAGAAUCAUCAGGACGUACGUGAGGAACGCCUACGUCUACCAUCUCACGGAAAUAUUCUACACUGUGGUGAACGAGUACACGGACUGGGAGCGAACUGUGCAACACCCCGUGAACACGAAGGACGCCUGCGUCCAGGCGCUCAGCGACGCCCAGUUCGUGGCGCCCCUUGUGCAAACUGGUGAUCUCUUCACUUUAAGACACACGAGGAAGUCCAACAAUCGUGACAUUACGCCAGUACCAGAAACUGUGGAGGAACCCAUGCCCAAAACGUACUUCUACGUGUUCAACUAUCAGAACAAAGAUGGCGGCUACCCCGAGAAGAUGGGCUCGGUUCACGGCGAAGAAUUGCCUUUCGUUUUUGGAGCGCCGUUGGUGGAUGGAUUGGGCCACUUCCCGAGGAACUACACGAAGUCUGAAAUAACACUCUCGGAGAGUAUUAUGCAGUUAUUCGCCAACUUCGUCAAAACUGGAAAUCCGAACGUGAUGGAUCACCACAACCGAUACGACACGCUUCUGCCUGCCAACCGGGAGAAAGACCGCUUUCGCAACUUGACAUGGGUGCAAUACGACCCGGUGCAUCAGAAAUACCUGGAAAUCGGUCUCAAACUAAGGUCGAAGAGUCAUUAUCGAGCUCAUCAACUUUCCGUGUGGCUACGUCUCGUCCCAGAGCUUCAUCGAGCAGGAAUGGAGGAAGUGGACUCCAGGCACAAUCUAUUCCGAGGUCACUCUGAUCCUGGCCUUUACGACGGUUUAGUAAGGCCAGACCCUCUCAGCAGGAUCAGCGAGGAAUUCAAAAGGAAAAACAUUACCACCGAGCCAACGACCACCACCGAUUAUAACGCCGCCACUUGUGUCAGUUACAUCCAGAGCACGAACCUCCAGAACGUUCACAAUGCCAGCACAGAUACCCUGGCCAGUUUGGACGCAGCUGGGUACGCCGCGUACUCGACGGCCCUGAGCGUCACGAUCGCCAUCGGGUGCAGCUUGUUGAUCCUCAACGUUCUCAUUUUCGCGGGCGUCUACUAUCAGAGGGACAAGACGCGGCUCGAAGUGAAGAGCCUUCAGCAGCAACAGAUGUUGAAUCAACAGUGCGGACCGCGUGGCUUCACCGAGCUCAAACAGCCGCCACCGCCUCAUUCCCACUUCCCCGGUGGCGGUCAGGUGAUCGUCGACGUUGAAAACGAGAUGUUAAGAAGGAACGUUAUGAAAGGCCCUCCGAACGAUCCCAACACGCUUCUCCAACAGGGCCAGGGAACUCACACGUUGCCUCAUCAACAUCACUAUCAAAAGCAACAUCAGCAACAGCAUGCCACUCUUCCCCGAGCUUCCGUCAUACAGGACAUGAACGCGCAAACCCAAGGUCCACCAAACGGAUCUAUACACCUGACAGUACCGAGAGCACCACCACCCCCUCGAGCAAAGAGUCCACCAGAAAACCAGCCCCUACUGCAGAGCGCCACAGUGUCGAGUCGCGUGUCCCAGGCAGCAAUGAGCGAGAUGAGAGUGUGAUGCUUGGACCCCCCUCCGAAGCCAGUCGUCCCGGAUGUCCUGACGGCAUCGACCUUGCUUUAAGAGUCUCGUCGAUGCCGCUCGAGGUCCCAUCGAGGUGAACGCGAGUCGACCAAAGGCUGAACAAUCUUUGGAAAAUCGUUCGAGUUCCCUGGGAUCUCAAGGCUGCGGCGAACAAAGCGCUCGACUGGCACCUGGAUCCGAGCAAGUAGCAUCUAAUCAACUACCUGCGCGUCCAGGUGACGACGAGCCAAACGACUAACGGAGGGGGGUGGACGGAGCUUACGCUCGAUGGUGAAAAACGCGACGAAAGUCGAAGAGGAGAGGAGACAAUGGGUGGAAUACGAGGUAUCCGUCGCAGGAACGACGUCGGGCGAUGCAAUCGGAUCAUGGACAAGAUAAAGAACGAGUGGUUUUCGUAGAGAUGUGAUUAUUAGGCAUUGAAUUACUUCACGCGAGUACGAGGACUCUCGAGAGGGUCUAGAUACGACGAACGUUCGGUUAUUUUGAAAGGUUGCGAGAGGCUGAGCUGCGAUCGAAGCAGAAACGUUUGAUGAAGGUUAUUUUGAAAGCUCGCGAGAACCACGACUCGGGAGAACGUCAAGCUGGAGGUUCGAGAGGUCUAGGCUUUUGUGAGGAUGCCAAAGGGAGAAUCUUGGCACGGCGGAUGGCACGACGGAUACCAGGAGUCUAUCGUGAUCGGGAUAAAUGGAUCGUAAAUAUUCUCGAUGAGGAGAUUCAAUCGAACUUCAAUCAAACAUCAUUUCAAAACGGAAUCAAACGCAGUACAUUCAGCUAGCUAGUCGAUAAUAAUAAAUUCUAGGUGUUACGGGGAGAGGAGAGAGACGCUCAACAACAUGAAUCGAUCAUGGAGAACCCUGUAUAAAACGCUAUCCACUACGAUGUUAGAUGUUCCUUGUACAUAAAGUGAAUUUAUACCGUAAGAACGCCAAAAAACGUUUGCUACUUUCUAAGAGGACCUGUACUCGUGUCGCGUACCGUUUAGUCGUCCGUUCUUUCCCUUUCUCUCUUCGUUUCUCUGUAAACGUUACGCGGUGUAAGUGUGCGAGAUCAAAGCUCGGAUCAUCGAAAGAACAUUGCCCUAUUGACCGGUCGACUAGCUUUUGAUUGAUCAAAGAGGAAAGACAUCUGUUUCUGAACCUUUCUCUCAACUGUUGGCUGAGUUAUCAAAAAAUGUAUUGCUUGUCGGGAUGAACAAAACAAUGUGAAUAAUUGUACUUGAUGUAGUCCUUGGAAGUAUCGAAAUAUUUAUUUAUUUUUUUUUUUUGGAAUAUUUUUUAAUGUAUUUUAAUAUUGGGUUGUCCGGAAAGUCCAUGUCGAUUUUUGGCAGGUGGUACAGGUCUGAAUACAUCGAAGUGGUUGAAAACAAAUAACAUGCAUACAUUUCCUUAAAAGGUGGAAAGGUUGUGGAACAAAAUGGCACUUAUGCAAUUUAAUAAAUAUAUAUUAAAAUUCAAACGUGUAUUUGAAUGUUCCUUAGAAAUUGGCACAAACUUUCUGGACAACCUAAUAUAUUAUUACGUAGAUUUUUGAAAAGAGAGUAGGACCACAAGGGAAUAACAUUGAAAAAGCCAUCAUUCGAAUUCCUUUAACAUCCACACAAUAAUGGACUUUUUAAAUCUUGCGAUCAUCCUCCGAUUCCUUCUGAAUUAAUUACAGCCUCCAUUUUUUACAUAAAUAAGUACUCUUAUUUACAAUAUAUGAUUGUACAUCAUUUUCCAUAUUUCAUUGAACAAGCAGACAAGGUUUACAUGUGAAUUGCUCCAUAAAUGUAUCAUGGAAUUGGGGAUCAUAGCAAAAUUGAAAGUAGCAAGCACGAUGGACCGUCCACAAACAUUCCAUUUCUUCAAAAAUCUCAUAAAAUACGACGUAAUUUUCAUUCGAAUACCUUUACUGCCAUAAAUAGUUUCUACCCUCUACAAAAUCAAAUGCAAACAAAAACAGGAAGAUCAAACAACCAAUAGUUCUAUCUGAGAGGUCUCCUAGAGGAUACCAAUCACUUUCACCAAUCAAAAGCUUUGGUCAUCGACUAACAACUCAAUUAAUCAUCCCAUUGUCCACAACUGUUACCCAAAAGGUCUCGUCUUUCAUUCGGAAACGAAAAUUGAACCGAACGAUGCCUCUUUUGAGAAAGACUCGUCGCUUUCAUGAUGUUUUAUCGACGCAUUGGGAAUCACCGUUUUUUCUACGUUUUUGGUAACACUGAGGAAUCUGCCGCCGAAGAAUAAAAAAAGAGAUUUCAUUUCACAGAUAACACCGCGUAAUCGAAAAUUGUACGAAUCCACGCUAAUUCUUACCAAUGUCAAAGUGUCGGGAAGACAAGUGACUCGAUGAAUACCGAAAGUGUGCGUGACUUUUUGUAAAGAUAUACGUAUACAUAUAGGUGUAACAUACAGAAUAAGAUAAAUCCGUUAUUAUGCGUAACACACUGCCAGAAAACUCGGGAAUUCACGAGGUAAAAUACAGCAGAGUGUAUCUAAUCCAUCAGAACGAUAAGAAGCAAUUUUCAAAUUUAUUUAAUAUUCGUAGCGCCAUCUUAUAACAAUUGGCGCAACGCUGUCCUAAUUUCCAUGUUUUACUCAGCUAGUACAAGGUUAACUUUUGUUUAGAUAACAUUUAUUUAGUGUGCUUCGAAGGAUUAAUCACUGAACGGAGUUUAACACCUUCACUGCUGUUGAAAGAUCAAAAUUAACAUGAAUAAUUAAGUUUUUGGUUGAGCUACCUUCGUUGAAAACACAAAAACCGGAGCACACGAUAUUAUUACCUUCGUGUUUCAAACGUAGUAGCGCCACCUUGCGUUAGAAGCAGUAAACGUGUUAAAGGAAGUUCUCACGUUCGAUGGACUUGAAGUUCUGUUUUAAAUAAAGCGAAACUCAGCCGUGAAAACCGAGCUUAAAGGGGAAAAGAGCACGUGUUAGUUAAAAAAAAAGGAAUCAAAGUUUUUGUACAUACAUUAAGCGAUUAAAGCAGAAUAAAUCAAAGGAUGCGUUUUCAAUGUUCUCAUCGAGUAUGGCACCGACGUUAGAAAACCGAUUGGACGUUUUCGACAUUAUCGUGAACGAGAUAAGAACGAGGAACAAAGUUUGUUGCACCGAAUAACGUUUUCUUUUCAUUUAAAAAAAAAAAAAAGGACUCGCGGAAGUAACGGAAUUUCGUGGGAAAGUUACAUAAUAAAUAUCAUCAAGUACGGACAAUCCGAAUAUAUUAAAGACUAAAAAGAAAAGCGAGUAAUAGUAGAGGUAAUUAAGAACAAGCCGCGGUCGGUUAAAGGAGAAUAACGCUGAAGAGAAACACUGAACCGGUUAAACAGAAUCUGUUUAACAGAUGUUUAAGAAAAUUUAAAUAACGUAUAUUACAUAUACAUAUUACGGAUUGUAAUGAAUUUAUUAUGACGAAUAUUAUUAUAUUUAUGUGACUUUUAGCUGGCCUUGCGCUCCACUCGAAAGAUGACUCGAAACUAAUCUUUCGGCCGAGGGCGAGACUACCUGUUACGUUUAACAUUUCUGUUAUCAAAUUGUAAAUAUAUAACAAAUACAUGGA
Molecule: messenger RNA, 7410 nt
Organism: Hylaeus volcanicus
Lineage: Eukaryota; Metazoa; Arthropoda; Insecta; Hymenoptera; Colletidae
Gene: NLG-4
Product: neuroligin-4, X-linked
Exons: 14
Coding region: 1108-3849 (913 amino acids)
Biological process (GO): modulation of chemical synaptic transmission; neuron cell-cell adhesion; chemical synaptic transmission
Cellular component (GO): cell surface; synapse; postsynaptic membrane
Molecular function (GO): neurexin family protein binding; signaling receptor activity
Source: RefSeq, a predicted model, not a curated record